This is a messenger RNA of Myripristis murdjan (pinecone soldierfish), 2872 nucleotides long. It is a transcript of the gene fam120b, whose product is annotated as family with sequence similarity 120 member B. The coding region runs from base 76 to 2388 and encodes 770 amino acids. Gene Ontology annotation, cellular component: nucleus. The transcript has 15 exons. The record is from RefSeq and is a predicted model, not a curated record. Lineage: Eukaryota; Metazoa; Chordata; Actinopteri; Holocentriformes; Holocentridae.
GUCAUUUACAUAAAAAUACACCGCUGAGAGACAGGAGGCUGCCGCCGCUCGGGUGGACGUGACGAUUUUUAAAGAAUGGGUGUGAAAGGUCUGCAGUACUUCAUGGAGCGCUGCUGUCCCGAGGCCUGUGUGACUGUGAGCCUGAGAGAGAUGGCGAGGCAACAUGUAGCCAAAGGCACGGCCACAUCCGACACCACCAGUCCCACCCUCUUGGUGGACAGCAUGGCCUGCCUGAGCCACUGGUACUCAUGUCGGGACUGGGUGUGUGGGGGCCAGUGGAGGGAGUACAUGGCCCUCCUGGAGAGCUGGGUGGAGGCCUUCACCUCCGCCGGCAUCAGACUGGUCUUUUUCUUCGACGGGGUGGUGGAAGAGAAGAAGAGGCAGGUGUGGGUGAAGAGGAGGCGCAGAGUGAACGGGGAGAUCGCUAAAGUGUUUCGUCACAUCAAGGCCCACGGACAGCAGCCUGGUAGAGAGCUGUACUGUCUACCCCCCGGCCUUGCAACAUUCACACGCUUUGCCCUCAGGUCGUUGGGUCAGGAGGUGUUGUGCUCAGUGCAGGAGGCUGACUACGAGAUUGCCAGCUACGGUCGUCGUCAUGGCAGCAUGGGCAUUCUGGGACAGGACUCAGACUUUAUCAUAUACGACAGUGUCCCCUACCUGUCAGUGGAAAAGCUGCGGCUCGAUAGCCUCACCACUGUCCUCUACGACCGAGAGCGCCUCUGCCGUGCCGUUGGACUAUCUGUUACCCAGCUGCCACUGCUCGCCUGUCUCCUAGGCAACGACGUGGUGUCAGAGGAGCGGAUGCAGCAUGUCCGCAACAAUGCCAUGGAAAUGUACAGGCAGAGCUGCCCCCCUCCACGCGCCGGUGCUCACCAAGGCCAGAAGGUGCUCGCUGUGGCCCAGUUGGUGAGCUCCGUGUGGGGCAGAGAGGAGGACGAGGCUGGGCUCAUCCCGCCGUCUCUGGGCCUGUCAGCUACAGAAAGAGAGCUCCUGCAAAGGGGCGUCCGCUCCUACCUGCUGCCUGGACAGGAGCCUCCACAGUGCGGUGACGUCUCAGCUGACUCCCCCGACUCUGCCUGUGUGAGGCAGGGAUACUUGAGUCCUGAAAUGCUUAAGGCAUGUAUCGAGAGGCAUGUAGCGGCCGAGGAUUUCAUGGUUUACAACGUUGUGUGUGGUGGGGUGGUUGAAUGUAGCAACAGUCUGGAGGAUGAGGAGGAUACCGAGCUGCUGCCACAGGCUCUGGUCUUCAAGGCCUGCAGGCAGCACAUCUACAGUCUGCUGCUGCACAGGCAUGACGGCAGCAGUGAUGUGGAGGCUCCAGCUGUCAGGGAAUGGUUUGUCUAUCCUGGAAACCCUCUGAAGGAACCUGAAAUAGUCCGUCCUCUCCCACUCAGCCUUUCAGGCGUUCAGCCCAGUCUGGAGCUGUUAUGGCUCGGCAGCGGCCCUGAAGUCUCGGCUCUUCGCCUGGCCUGCUUCCUAUCAGUUUUUGACUGUCAGGACUUCUCUGAGCUGUUUGGGGCGGUGGACGAUUGUCUGCUGGCUGCACUCUGCCUGGUCACUCACAUCGUCUUCCAGGUGCCAGACCUGUCCCUAGAGGACGUGGAUGCUUACCUGAGUCAGGCUGUGUGUUUGAGGCUGAAACGCCCCCAGGAGCUUCAGCACAUCAAGCUGCCGUACCUCUGCAGCCGCGCAGUGCAACUGGGGUCCCUCUAUGUCCGAGGGCUGAGUCACCUGCUGGGUGCCAACUGUGCCAGCAGCUGCCCGCUGCCCAGCAGCGCCCUGAUGCCUUGGCAAAGCUUCGACGGGCGGCUGUUCCACUCAAAGUAUCUGCUGGCACACACGGGCGCUGACCAAAUGGUGCUGCUGGACGGCGAUUCCUCCUGUCUGUCUCUGUUCCUCCGUCUGAGGGAGAAACUGGUGGAGUCCUGCAGGAGGAGAGGCAGAGCCCUGCAGUCCAGACCCAGACCCAGCACAUCAGAGCUGAGACUUCAAACCACAGCGGGACCCAGAGGCGGCUCUGCGCAUGCAGGACGGCCCGCCAGCGACAGAGGGAACUGGAGGGAGAGAGAGGAGGCGACAGGAGAACACCAGCAUGGUGGAGGAUGGAGGGAGAGAGGGGAGACGAGAAGAGGCCCGAGCGGAUAUGAAAAAAGAGAGAAAUGGGAGCAGAGAAGAGGGCGAGGAGGAGGAAGAGGAAGAGGAGGAGGAGGAGGAGGAGGAGAGCAGCCGCCUGUUUUUCAUCCUCAUCCUCAGUCUUUUUACCAGGAUGGAGGCUUCCAGAACAGGAGCCGGCCCCCGAGGCCGCCCAGAGGACGACAGCAUCACGGCAGCAGACGGUCGUACCAGCUGUCUCCACGCUGGUCUCAGCCUCCGGCCCCGGGACCCUGACCCGUGUACCCGUGGGAUUAGAACUUGAGGAGAUCAGAGGACAGCGGGGAGGAGAGGCACGGGGAGGAGAGCGUGGAUGGAUAAAGACGGGAUGAAGGGAGAGGAGGAGUCAGAUUUCUCUGAACAAACUGAUUACUGGAUUAGCCAUCAGAGAUGUUUGUCCAAAGGAUGCAGCGGGAAUCGAGUUGAGGGAUGAGGAGGAGGCAGAGUGGAGGGAUUAAGAUGCCUUCAUGUGCCACUCAACAUAAAAUAACUGGAGUUUGUGUGUCAGCUCUGCUCUCGUAGAUCCAGAAAAUAAUCCGUCAGGAGAUCGAAGCAUCAGCCUGUCCGCUCGAGGCAGAGGAGAGGAAAUGGACUGAAUGUGGGAAAACUCACCAGAGAGACGGAGAGAGAGCCACUUCAACCGCGCACCGAGUGAGGAUUAGCUGUUAAUCCUCUUUUUACCUUUUAUCUUGGUCAAUAAAAGGCAAUAUGUUUACAGUGA